CAUUACCUGGAAAAAAGAAGAGUGGUGGUAGUCAAACAUGUUCACAAAUGAAGAAACAAGGACUACCACAAGAUCAGAAGAAAAGAAAGCAAUACUUCAGAAGACAAGUAGUAACUACCAAUCAAA
Molecule: messenger RNA, 126 nt
Organism: Racocetra persica
Lineage: Eukaryota; Fungi; Glomeromycota; Glomeromycetes; Diversisporales; Gigasporaceae
Source: the annotation of a GenBank genome assembly